Selaginella moellendorffii is the source of this 1314-nucleotide messenger RNA. RefSeq names its product serine/arginine repetitive matrix protein 1-like. The transcript is spliced from 2 exons. Lineage: Eukaryota; Viridiplantae; Streptophyta; Lycopodiopsida; Selaginellales; Selaginellaceae. Bases 1 to 834 code for a protein of 277 amino acids. The record is from RefSeq and is a predicted model, not a curated record.
AUGGCGUUGGGGUGCUCACGAGUAAAGUCCGCGGCAUUACAGAACUCGAGAGAACGAGCGCCAAAACUCUGGUGUGAAUUGUUUGGUACAUUUGGCGCAGAGGACUACGCAAAGUCAAGAAUAACGGGACGCUGGAAAUCCUCCUCCACCUCGGCGAUCCCUCGGAGAAGUCACACACCCCCGCCAGCGCCGAGUCCUCGCAGUAGCCCACAACGUAGAGCAAAUCCCCGGCCGUGGCACACGCCAGCUGAAAGAAGCCCAGCCGCGAUCCAAAGCUCAGCGGGCACAGCUCGCUCGUCGCCGUCACCUCCACCCACGCAUCCCUCUUCCUCUCCAAAAACUUGUAAACCCGGAUGCACAGCCGGUCCGACUCGCACGACGCCGCCACCAAGUGAAGAUAGCCGUGGAACUCCACGAUCACCGCGUCCUCGGCCCGCUCAAACGGGAACAUACUGUACUCCUCCCAGAACCCCUCCGCGGCGUCGAAUCCCAGCAGCACGAUCCGGUACUCGAUCUGCUCAAACCCAUACGGAUCCACCCCCGCGUCGAUCUCGUCCUCCACCAGCACGAAGAACUUCUCGUCCCGGACCGAGCACGCGUACUUGGAGUCCCUCGAGUCGCGCAGCUUUGGAUGCCCCUCGCCAACCUCCUCCCAGUCGCAGUCGGUCGGGCAGUAGAGCCGCGUCCCCCAGCCGUCGCAGCUCGACGCCACCAGCAAGUGGUGGCACCGCGAGUGGGACGCAUCGUCGCCCAGGAACGUCCACACCACCGGCGUCACCGGCUCGCGGGAGCGCGGGUAUCCCGAGUAGGCCACCGUUCGCUUCCUCCUCGUGAUCGGGCUAAACACGUCGAUCAACAGGUCCCUGCACGGCUCCUGCAUCACGUAAACCAGCCCGCCGGUGCUCGAGACCACCGUCCAGCGAGGUCCCGAGUGGUUCUUCACCAGGAAGUCGAGAGGGACGCUGUACCACCUAUCCGUUUCCGGGUCGUAGGCAUGGAGGUCGUCCUUCACUGUGUCGUCCAGUGUCGUGGAGACGAACAGCCACGGAGGUUGCGACGACACUGCCUGCUCGAAGUGAGGGGACUCGAUCAGCUUCUGCCAGCGCUUGCACACUGUUCUAGCACGGACCACCCCUGCCCACGGUAGCCGCUCAAAAACACGUACCCAGACAUCGUCGGGAACAUAUGAUUGACAAGCCAUUGACGACGAGCUAGCGACUUCUUCUUCUUUGAAGACUUCACCAUACUCGAGCUCUCGGGCAGCACUUGUCCCUGUCCCUGUAUCUCCUCCUUGUCCUGUUUUUUCCACUUCCA